AUGGUGAUCCAAGUCCUCGGGUGGCUUUUACAGACUCAGGGAUUGAAAACUGAGUACCAUAGACAAGCAGCCUCAAGCAACUGCCCAUCAUUCAAGGAACUGGUGUCUAAAAAGGAACUACAGAAGAGAUCCUUCAAAAAGCCCAUAAUAAAUAAUGGGCAGUUGCGGCAACUAGUGACACGGUGUGAAAACUCUCGACUCGGGUUCCUUCUCCUGGGCCUCCUCCUGGCCUCCAGCUCGGUUCCUCCUCUGGGCCUUAUAGCUCGGUCCUCCUCCUGGGCCUCCAGCUCGGGUUUCUCCUCCUGGGACUCCUGUUCCUCCAGCUCGGCUCGGGUUUCCUCCUCCUGGGACUCCUUUUCCUCCAGCUCGGGUUCCUCUCUGGGCUCCAGCUCGGUUCCUCCUCCUCCUGGGCCUCCAGCUCGGGUUCCCUCCUCCUGGGGCUCCAGCUCGGGUUCCUCCUCCGGCCUCUCUGGUUCCUCUCCUGCCUCCAGCUCGGGUUCCUCCUCCUGGGCCUCCACUCCUGGGCUCAGCUCGGCUCGGUCCCUUCCUCCUGGGCCUCCUGUUCCUCCAGCUCAGGUUCCUCUCUGGGCCUCAGCUCGAGUUCCUCCUGGGCCUCCAGCUCGGGUUCCUUCCUCCUGGCCUCCAGCUCAGUCCUCCAUUCGGGUUUCUCCUCCUGGGCCUCCAGCUCGGGUUCCUCCUCCUGGGCCUCCUGCUCGGGUUCUGGCCUCCUGGGCCUCCAGCUCGGGUUCCUCCUCCUGGGACUCCUGUUCCUCCAGCUCGGGUUCCUCCUCCUGGGCCUCCAGCUCGGGCCUCCAGUGGCCUCCAGUUUCGGGUUCCUUCCUCCUGGGCCUCCAGCUCCGGGUUCCUCCUCCUGGCCUCCAGCUCGGGCUUUCCUCUCUUGGCCUCCAGCCUCAGUUCGGGUUCCUCCUCCUGGGUCUUCCUUCGGGUCCUCCUCCUGGCCUCCAGCUCGGGUUCCUCCCCUCCAGCUCAGGUCCUCCUCCUAGGCCUCCAGCUUGGGUUCCUCCUCCUGCCUCCAGCUCGGGUUCCCCUCCUGGGACUCCUGUUCCUCCAGCUCGGGUUCCUCCUCCUGGCCUCCAGUUCAGAGCUCAGGUCCUUCUCCUGGGCCUCCAGCUCCUCCCUGGCCUCCUGGGUUCCUCUCCUGGGACCUCCAGCUCGGGUUCCUCCUUCCUGGGCCUCCCUCGGUUCCUCCUCCUGGGCCCCAGCUCGGGUUCUCCUCCUGGGCCCCAGUUCGGGUUCCUCAGUUCGGGUUCCUCCUCCUGGGCCUCCAGGGUUCUCCUCCUGGGCCCCCAGUUCGGGUUCCUCUCCUGGGCCUACACUCAGCGUUCCUCCUCCUGGGCCUUCAGGGUUCCUCCUCCUGGGCCUCAGUUCUCCUCCUGGGCUUCAGCUCGGGUUCCUCCUGGGCCUCCUCCUGGGCCCCCAGCUCGGGUUCCUCCUCCUGGGCCUCCUCCUCGGGUUCCUCCUGCCUCCAGCUCGGCUCGGGUUACUCCUACUGGGCCUCCUCCUGUGCCUCCAGUUGGGGUUCCUCCUCCUAGGAGGAGAACAGAGAGCUACACAUACCUUGGUACUGCAGUCCUCUGGUCAGACCAGGAAGUCAGUAGACGGAGUGGUCUGACAGCAGGAAACAUGAACCCGGUCAGCAAGAAUAUUUGGAGCCUUACGCUAGAGAUCCUACUCUCCCUCCCUAGUUUACUAAGGAUCCUUCUAGUGCCCUGGAGUUGCGUCUCGAUGCCCUUUGUAACAAGUUCCUACGCCGGGUCGUGGGGCACAGCUGGCAGAACCAUGUCUAACCGCGCGACGAGGCGACGACUACACCGUGACACCUCGCCUUUCUAUACCUUCAGAGAAUAA
Molecule: messenger RNA, 1869 nt
Organism: Penaeus vannamei (Pacific white shrimp)
Lineage: Eukaryota; Metazoa; Arthropoda; Malacostraca; Decapoda; Penaeidae
Source: RefSeq, a predicted model, not a curated record